UGUAAACUUGUGGGCGAUUGGACCGAUUUCGUGCACGCUCAGUGGCGCUGCAAAGCUACCGGAUUUAAGUUUUGUUUUUCGGUUGCGGGUUUCUGACUCGGAGGUUUAGUGUGGCGUUAUUUUUUACAAAAGACAAAUUGGCCCGACUUGGAGAAGUUUUGUGGAAGGAGUCUCUUUCCCUUUUUCUCUCCCCCUUUCUCCUUCUCUCCUCCCUCUUUCAGAGAACAUGACUGUGAGGUUAUCUUCAUGAAAAUUUCUCUGAUAAGGUUGUUCAAAUAGAGGAACCCAAGUAAUCAGAACACCCAAGAUGGGACUCAAACUCACAACCCUGAGAUCAAGAGUCACAUGCUCUUCUGUCUAAGCCAGCCAGGCACCCCAAGAGUCCUACAUUUUAGGACAGCACGUUCUCACCAGCAGGUGUGAAAAGGACAGAAUGAACUUUACCCCAACACGAACCCCUGUCUCCAGAAAGCUGACAACUGCCUCCAAACAUGAUGUUGCCUGUGGCUUCAGUGGUCCCACCAACUGGAAGGGAAAGUCUUUCUUGGAUUCGGUGGAGUCAACUCCCUUGCCUUCCACACAAGAUCGUCUGGCUGUCCUCUGCCCUUCUCAGGAGCUUCUGGAAUAUUACCAAAAGAAGAUGGCUGAGUGUGAGGCAGAAAAUGAAGACCUGUUGAAGAAACUGGAACUCUACAAAGGAGCUUGUGAAGGACAGCAUAAACUAGAAUGGGAUUUGCAGCAGAGGGAGGAAGAGAUUGCUGAAUUGCAGAAAGCCCUAAGUGAUAUGCAGGUCUGCCUCUUCCAGGAACGGGAACAUGCUUUACGCCUCUACUCUGAAAACGACCGACUGAGAAUCAGGGAGCUAGAAGACAAGAAAAAGAUUCAGAACCUCUUGACCCUUGUGGGCACAGACACUGGAGAAGUGACCUAUUUUUAUAAGGAGCCUCCAAACAAAGUCAGCAUUUUCCAAAAGACUAUCCAGCCUGUAGGUAUAUGUGAACAGAAUGAAUUUUCCUCAGCUUUCAGAGCAGAUUCUAAAGUAAGCAAAAGAAAACCAGCAAUGAGAGAGAAAGAAGAAAGUUCUGAGCAAUACCAGGGAGACAUACAAACACUUACCCUGCAGGUGGAAGCGCUGCAGGCUCAGCUGGAGGAACAGACCAGGCUUUCUCGAGAGCAAGUUGAAGGGCUCAUAGAGGAUAGACGGAUUCGCAUUGAGGAAAUACAAGUGCAUCAACAGAGAAAUCAGGACAAAAUCAAAGAGCUUACCAAAAGUCUCCAUCACACCCAAGAACUUCUCUAUGAGAGCACCAAAGACUUUUUGCAACUCAGAUUUGAAAACCAAAAUAAAGAGAAGUCAUGGAUGCUUGAAAAGGAUCAUUUGAUGUCAAAGAUUAAGCAAUACAGCAUGCAAUGUAAGAAGAAAGAAGAUAAAAUUAGAAAUGUUUGGCCAGUCAUUCAUGAGAAUCAUCAUCACCAAAAUGAAUAUGUUAAGUCCCUAAAAGAUAAGUUAGUACAAGAGAAAAAAUUGUCCAACAUGUAUCAAGAGCAGUGCAUUUCCCUAGAAGAAGAACUUGCCCGAAUUCGUGAGGAAGAGAGAGUGAGGAGAGAGAUCUUCAAGGAUCGCACUAACAAGAUGGGGAGGCGCUUACAGGUGAUGACAAAACGCUAUGAGGCCUUGGAGAAUCGGCGUAUCUUGGAAGUAGAAGGCUUUAAGACAGAUAUUAAGAUUCUCCGGCAGAGGCUGAAAGACUUGGAGCAAAUACUCUAUAAGGCAACACUUAAUGCCCAGGCAAACCAGGAUCUUGCCAUUCUGUGUGAGGUGCGUGACAGCAAUAGACGGGCACAUAAGCUACAAGGAGAACUGAAGAACCUUAAGUCCAAAGUAUUUGGUCUGGAGAAUGAACUUAGACUCUGUUGAUGUUUACAUUUAGAAUGGCCCUCGUCUGGAAUAGGUCUGCUUCCUGAAAUCUGAGGAAAAGGUCAUUUUCUCCCAGAAUCUGUACACAUAGAGUCGGCUAGGACAGUGAUAUCCGUCAUUAUGAAGACCGGGCUAAGAGUUAGGGACCACUAAAGGAGCUCUUCUUGCUAAGUUUUAGCUAUAAUUUUUGCUGUCCUAUUAGCUUUUUUUUUUUUUUUUUUUUUGGUCUGGAUUGUAACCUUUCCCACAUUUUUUCUCCCACUUAAAAUAUGACAGUUUUUU
Prionailurus viverrinus (fishing cat) is the source of this 2200-nucleotide messenger RNA. RefSeq names its product coiled-coil domain containing 77 (gene CCDC77). The transcript has 15 exons. Bases 434 to 1918 code for a protein of 494 amino acids. Gene Ontology annotation, cellular component: centrosome. Lineage: Eukaryota; Metazoa; Chordata; Mammalia; Carnivora; Felidae. The record is from RefSeq and is a predicted model, not a curated record.